Anopheles moucheti is the source of this 597-nucleotide messenger RNA. RefSeq lists its product as uncharacterized. The transcript is spliced from 2 exons. Lineage: Eukaryota; Metazoa; Arthropoda; Insecta; Diptera; Culicidae. The record is from RefSeq and is a predicted model, not a curated record. The coding region runs from base 1 to 597 and encodes 198 amino acids.
AUGAAUUUCCCUGUAGCCAUCGUAUGCUUCGCGGCGCUUAUUGGUGCGGUCGUCGGGGGCCCCAUAUCGAUGAGCAACAACAACAUUGGGGACAUUGUGAAGGUAAACGUUGAUGCCGACGUGGACAUCAAGAGCGAGAUCAACGUAGACCUGGUGAAUGUGAUUGCGGAGCUGCUGCUCGAGCUGAGGGACGUUAACGUGAACACUUGUUCGCGAUCCUCCGAGGAAACCAGCGAGGAGACCAGCGAAGAAACCAGUGAGGAGACCAGUGAGGAGACCAGCGAAGAGACCAGCGAAGAAACCAGCGAGGAAACCAGCGAAGAAACCAGUGAAGAAACCAGCGAGGAGACCAGCGAAGAGACCAGCGAGGAGACCAGCGAGGAGACUAGUGAAGAAACCAGUGAAGAGACCAGUGAGGAAACCACCAGCGAGGAAAAUCUGCCCGGACCGAUGCCCUACCAAAAGCUCAUGCAUUCACUUGUACAAUCGAAACCCGAUGGCUAUGAUGCACCGGGUAUUACCAAAGAGCAAAAGGAGCAGAUCUGGCGUCAACACGUGGAGCAGCUUGUCCAAAAACAUGUGAAAGAUCUUCAGUGA